Molecule: messenger RNA, 4637 nt
Organism: Xiphias gladius (swordfish)
Lineage: Eukaryota; Metazoa; Chordata; Actinopteri; Istiophoriformes; Xiphiidae
Gene: itpkcb
Product: inositol-trisphosphate 3-kinase Cb
Exons: 8
Coding region: 689-2740 (683 amino acids)
Biological process (GO): inositol phosphate biosynthetic process
Cellular component (GO): cytoplasm; nucleus
Molecular function (GO): inositol tetrakisphosphate kinase activity; inositol-1,4,5-trisphosphate 3-kinase activity
Source: RefSeq, a predicted model, not a curated record
CUUGAAACUAGCCACCCGUAACCAAGAACCAAGAAAUUCCAGGGAGUAAUUGAAAGCAACACUUUUAAAUAAACUCGUGUCUCGUGCGGUCCCAUAGUAACGGCGUCUCAGUCACGGUGUCAAAGUAUGUAAUUUAACGUGUCUGCUUGAUUGCCAGUUGCUUCGGGCACUUCGCAAUGACUUUUAUCUCACUUCGUGUAGCUUCGGGUGUCAGUUGAAGAGACAGAACCCGAGCGUUAGUUAGACCUGCCCCUGUUUUGACGAGCGUUUCCUCUUUUACUUCAACCACAUGCUGGUACUACACAACGGCAGCAGUGCACACACCGCAAGUUGAACAGAUAAGUCUCUCUCUCUCUCUCUCUCUCUCUCUCACACACACACACAGACACACAGAUCCCCUUCUCACCCUGCUGUAAGUUAUAAACCCUCCACAUCCCUGCCGGCCUGUGACAGCUGCUUCACAUGCACCAGAGCAGGACCUCGGGAUCUUUCUGUCUGAUAUGAUGAACAAUUCCCACGUGGAGGAAAGGGAUGGGCCAAUAUAAGAUAUCCCAGGCUGACUAAAAGGAUUAUAUGUCUAAUGGCUUACUGUACAUUGUAAGAAUCGCAGUCUAAUUUAUUUCAACUAUUGUCAAAAUCAACCUCGGAAGUUGUGUCUGGGUUUACUGUUACUACUACGGCAUGUAGGAUGGGCCAAACUCGCUCGGAUCUAUCGCACAGCACCUCCACCCAAAGCAGAACGAAGUGGGAAGCCUGCGAGACAGCCCAACGGCUCCGUAUCCGCAGAUUUCGGAGCGGAGAGAAGCGACGGAGCGACCGGUUAAACAGGAAUCCGAUGAAAAAUAACGUGUUGUCGUGCCUGGGAAGGAGAAAGCGAGACUCCAGCCAAACAGAAGCGGAUUUCGGUUGCGGAAACAGAGCCGGAGAUCCACAAACGCGCCGCGACCACAGAGUAGGCAAGUUGCCGAGGGACGAGGUUGCGUCGGCGGUUGUGGAACAUCGAGCAGCCCCGGGUUAUUUCGAGACACCAGCCGGCCUAGAUGAUGAUACCGAAGCUAAGCAACACGCCGUGAGCCGAGAGGCAACUGCUGGCUCGUCCGAUGCGUCAGGUUUGGAAACGCGGACCGGUGAAGUCAGCGGUGCGGGCUGCGAGGAUCCGAAACCCGAGCGGGAGGACAAUGCCUCGGAUCCCCCGGCGAGGGCCAUGGAAGAGAAGCCGCCGGGCGGAAACAGCCAGGAUCGCUCUGAGGUCAGGGUACUAACGGGGACUAGUCUGACUUCAGCCCCUCCGCUCACCUCUGACCCGCACACCGAGCUUCCGGAUCAACCUUUGAAUAGUGGUCUGUCAAUAACGGACGAGCACGCUGAGGCUAAAAUGACAAAAACUGACUCUAGUAACGUUUCAUAUCCACCCAAAGCGGCCGGUGACCAAAACAAUUGUCCGGUUAAAACUGAGAGCCGAAAGGACUCCGAUCAGGCCCCUCAGAGCCCCCCUGGAGGCCCAAGUUUCCCAGGAACCAUCCCGAAACUCAUCAUAACCAGAGACCCCAGUCCCAGCCGCUCUCAGGGGACACAGGCUCUGCUGAACGUCCCCACGGAGCUCAGCACCGUCUCGUGUCUUGAACCUCAGCCUGAGGACGAGUCUCCCUGCUCGGACAGCGGCUGCGGAGGGUCCCCAGCCCUGAUGCGCUCACCGAGGAAGCUGUCCAACUCAUCCUCCAUCGGCCUGUCUUCUGCAUCGUCCUUCGAGGAGUCCGAGGACGACUUCAAUGGCAGCGACAUCGAGUCCAGUCUGUCUCCGGCCCGGUCUCUCUGCAGCCCGGACGAUGGGACAGGGAAUAAGUCCUGGCAGAAGUUGAAGACGAUGGUUCACUGGUCCCCUUUCGUUGUGUCCUUCAAGAAGCGCUACCCAUGGGUGCAGCUAGCUGGCCAUGCAGGUAAUUUCCAAGCUGGGGAGUACGGGCGCUUGUUGAAACGAUACUGUGAAUGUGAGCAGCAGUGCCUACAGAAGCUGAUGAAGGACACUCUGCGCCCCUAUGUGCCUGGAUAUUAUGGUGUUGUACAGAGAGACGAGCAGGACUACAACCUGAUGGAUGACCUCUUGGCUGACUUUGACUCACCCUCCAUCAUGGACUGUAAGAUGGGCAGCAGGACGUACUUGGAGGAGGAGCUGAUAAAAGCAAGAGAGCGUCCACGUUUGCGAAAGGACAUGUAUGAGAAGAUGGUUGCAGUGGACCCCGGGGCCCCUACAGAGCAGGAGAGGGCCCAGCAGGGUGUCCUCAAACCCAGAUACAUGCAGUGGAGGGAGACGCUCAGCUCCACAGCCACUAUGGGCUUCCGUAUCGAAGGCAUUAAGAAAGCUGAUGGAACUUGUAACACCAACUUUAAGAAGACAAAGCACAGAGAGCAGGUGAUGCAGGCCUUGGAGGACUUUGUUGAUGGCAACACUCAGAUUUUGAAACUCUACCUGCAGCGGUUGGAGGAUCUCCGCUCAGUGCUUGAACAGUCACACUUCUUCAGCACACACGAGGUCGUGGGCAGCUCUCUGCUGUUUGUGCACGACGCCUCGGGGAAGGCCAGAGUGUGGAUGAUUGACUUUGGGAAGACGGUUCCUCUGCCAGACCCUCAGACCCUUGACCACAGGAGUCCCUGGGUGGAGGGCAACAGGGAGGACGGCUACCUGUGGGGACUGGACAACCUCAUAGACAUUUUCGGCAAUAUGCUCCCACAGACACCUUGAGAAGGAGAAUCAGAAGACUGCAAUGAAAGACUUGUCCAGAUGGUGAAAGAGAUACAAGAUCAAGGGAAUUUGAAGAAAAGGAAAGACCGACAGAGCAAUGAUUAGAAGAGUUUGAUUAAUUUUUUUCAAGACCCACACCAUGAUCCAAUUGUCUUUAUCCACUUGUACCUGUGUCAGAAGAGGAGGAAAAGCAAGCACAGGAUUUCUAUUGCAGCGUGGAACAUGCUAAAGGUCAGCCUCAUGCAUUAUGCUCCAUUUGUGGAACUGGCAAUUUGAGGCUAAAGAUAGUAAAAAUAGAAAGAGGAGAAUUUAAGGCAGAAUGGUAAAUUUAUGACUGGGACUGUGAGAACGCAGUCCUCUGAAUUCAUGGACCUCUGACUGUCACUAUUUCCUGGAAAGACACUCAUUUGACAUUACUGAUCUCCCUCUGCUGGUUAGAGUUGCACAGGGCACUCUGACGGCCCUCAACUUGAUCCAGUGGUGUAAAACAUUUUUACACGGCCUUUGAACUUUGGUAAUGGGAGUUUUAUUGUUGUCAUGGACCACUUUUGACGUUUAAGUAUAAAACAACACUAAAACACUGGUCAGACCAUGUGUUAACUAACUCAGUGUGUAAAUACAAUUUUAUUUAAAAUAUUUUUUUUGGCCUUGAUAUAUCCUCCUUACCUUGUUCGUAUAAUUUCUGUGCCUGGCAUUUUUAAAGACAGAGCUGUUUGAUCAUUCCAGUGCAGUAAAUUCCUGCUGUUUUUCUUCCAAAGAGUUCACCCAAGUUUAAACUGAUUUACAUCUAAUCCCAAAGUUUAACUUCUAGUAGAAACUUAGUGUUUUCUUAAUUGAAUUUUUGUAUGAUUAUGCAGUGAAACUUUUUUUUUUUGUACAUUAAGCAGCUUGGCAGCCAUGUUUGUCUGGAAUUUGUUGCACUACAGAUCCUCACAAAGCCAUUGAACAAAUCAAGCUGUUCUUCUGUGUGUCUUAAGAUGGGAAGCAGCAGUCAAGCACUGGGUUUACAGAUGCAGACAUUUAGUAGUUUAGCAUGAAUUUAAUUUGGUGUUAUCACUCAAUUCUCUCUGAUCAGUGUUGCUUUAGAUUGGCAGGCAGUUUUACAGUAAAGCAGUGGCGGUAAGGGUGAAAUGAAACUGGAAUUACCUGAUUAAACUGAUCGGUCUGUUUAGGCUUUCGUGAGAUUUUACUUCGGUACCAACUUACACGUUAUCUUGAAACUGGAAAAUUUGAAUGUGUCUCUUGAUUCAAAGGAUGACACAUAAACAAAAACACGAGGACGUUGCUGUGAAAAUCAUUCAGCUAAAAUAAACAGGAGGUUUGUGGGUUUGAAUUUUUGUAUGCAAGAGUUUACAAAGAAACAACAUUGUUAUAUUUAGAUAUUAAGGCAGUGCUUAUGAUCAUAUCUGUCAUUCCUGGACUGGAAUGAAGCAGGUCCGUGAACAUAACACUCUUCAGUCUUCCAGACGUCUUUCGACAGUGUCAGGCAGCACUGUUUGGGUGUGUGUGGGUGUGCAUAAGCGGCUCACUUAGCACACAAACUGUCUACAUGAGUGCUGCAAACGUCUUGACUUCAUGAAAUUUGAAUUUAAUUUCAGGAAAUAAUUUUUUCCAUCUCUGUAAAAUAAAUGUACAGGGAGAGAGGAAUAAUAGUGUUUACAAAGUAUUAUAUUUCUUUGCCCACAAAUCCUCUGUAUUUGUAAAAUGGCAAACCAUCAGGUUUUCAAACCAGGUGCUGCUUUAUUAGUGAGAAAACUGGAUUCGUAACCACAUUUUGUAUUUUUAAAUGCAGCGUAUCUUAAAGUUGUAAAACACAGACAGACUGGAGAAAAUUGUUCAUUAAUCCCUGCUUUGUCCAGAAGGUCAUGGAUUGCAAUAAACUGGAAAUUAUAGUUUU